Eriocheir sinensis (Chinese mitten crab) is the source of this 9033-nucleotide messenger RNA. RefSeq lists its product as uncharacterized. NCBI's taxonomy places the organism in Eukaryota, Metazoa, Arthropoda, Malacostraca, Decapoda, Varunidae. The transcript is spliced from 13 exons. The coding region runs from base 115 to 6855 and encodes 2246 amino acids. Gene Ontology annotation, molecular function: SH3 domain binding; RNA binding. The record is from RefSeq and is a predicted model, not a curated record. Gene Ontology annotation, cellular component: membrane; cytosol.
GACCAAAACAAACAUGGCGUCACUUUGUGUGAAGGAGACAAUGUGUUGAUGCGUGUCCUUGACCCUCCACAGCCCGCGGCGGAGACCUUCCCCACCACCAGAGUGUAGAGUGGCAUGAGCCGUUCCCGCUGGGAGGACAAAGGGGAACGUGAGUGUCUCAAGGAUCAGCCAAGGCGAUGGGGCGGCCGCUGUGCCUCACAGAUGGAGUGGAGCGUUAACAGUGAAGCCAGCUCCCGCCCACCCGGGCCCCCCCCUCCUCCCCCUCGCCACCGGGCCACUCCCUCCCCCAUUGAUUACCGCAGCGAGAGCCGCCGCCGCCAUGACAAUCAGGAUACCCAGGGGGGCGCUGGCCCCACCCACGAGCCCCAGUCCCUCCUGGGCCAGCCGCCACCCCUCUUUGCAGGGUCCUGGCCCAUCAUGCCCCCGCCGGGCGUGUACCCCGAUGCUGACCGGGGGCCUCACGCCAUGCCCCACUACCCUCAGCACCGCUGGGGCCAGGCCCACCCUGGCUACUUUCAGCGGGCGCGGGGCCAGUACGCUUUUGAUGUGAAGUGGUGGGCGCAGCAGAAGCAAUCAAUGGACGCCUACCUAGGUGGCCCCAGCUGGGGCGACGACGGCAAGAACGACCACCAGAACCCCGACAUGCCCCAGUGGUCCUUCGGCACCCGCGUCAUGAAGGGCUCCAGGCGGAACUACCAUGGGCGGCCGGGAUAUGGGGGCCCCAGGGGGAUAGAGUCUGGAGCUUACGAGGAGGCUGGCCACCAUCACCCACGGUCCUCCUCCUCCUCCUCCUCAGCAGCACACCCGGCCAGCAGGGGCAGCCGGCUGGGGCCCCGCGGCAGCCACCACCUGGACUACCAGCCCCGCCACGAGCCCGGCCACAGCUCCUCUGACCACCGCUCCUCCGACCACCGCCGCCAGCCCCACCCCUCCAGCCACUCACAACCCCCCAGGAGCCGGGACAGCUCCCUUGACUACAGACGGAAGAGCUCGUUGGAGCGGAUCGACCCUCAGCGGAGCAGCUCCCACCCCCCGCCCCAAGGGUCUAAGGGGUCCAAGUGGGGCAAGAAGAAGAGCAAGAAGGGUAAUGGGGGCGGGUCAUGGGAUGUACCUGGUAGCUUUAAGUCUCACAGUUCACCUUGCAAAAGUAUACAACCUCUCAGUACAAAUGGGGCGCUUGGGAUGGGGCGGGGCGGGCCCAGCUGGCCCACACACAAGGACAAGAAGGGUAAGCUGGGGAAGGCCAGUGCCAGCUAUGCCGAGGCCGCCAAGAAGAAGGCACUGGCAGCAGCCGCUAGUAAACUGCGGCGCACCUUCCUGGCAUCCAAGAAGAAGGGAGGAGGAGAGAACGCACUGCUGGAGGAGGCCGAGGGGAGCGACAGGACCGGCCGGAGCCCCUCUGACGACAACAACGCCCAGGACCUCACCAUGCCCCGCCGCCACCCCAGCUGUCUGGAGUUUGACAUUGACAUCCGCUUCAGCUCCAAGGAGUGGGCAUCCGUGGGGCGGGGCCAGGGUGGCACGGCAGGGGUGCUGGCCGACCCCCAGGGCUCCUCCACUCUGGGGAAACACUUGCAUAAGGGGGAUAGCUUGAGGGAGGAGCAGGAGGACUCCGGCACAUACUCAGACACAGACGUGGGGCGCAAUGACUCCCACUGGUCACCCCCGCCCGGCCCCGACCAGUCCUCCUCCUCCACCCGGCGGCGGCACCUCUCGGAGAGCUCGGGUGUCAUCGACCUUCGCAAGAACCCCCCGAGUCGUGGGUCCACCGCCCGCCCUGCCAGCGUGCGCACCCGCUCCUGCUCCAUGAGUCUGGUGGAGGGCGGGGCAGGCACCAGCCGGGCGGGGGAGCAGGGCGGCCCACAUCCCUCCAGGGUCAAGCUGCACCUCAUGCCCAAGCUGAGGCGCCUCAUGUUAAAGCAACUCCUCAGCAUGGACAAGAAAUCCCUCCAGGAGUUAGUCGACGAUCCCCGCUCCCGGAAGGCCCAGUUCAUGAUGACGCACCUCAUGUCGGAGCACCGCGUGGCCCUCUCGCAGCGCCUGGCCCAGCAGCGCUUCAAGACCCCGGACGCCCUGCCAGACGACGAACUGCAGAUCCUCAACAGCCUGGAGGGGGCGCAACUCAGCUCCCUCCCACCUGAAGUGGUGCAGCAGGUCCGUGAGAUUCUGGCACUGGAGCAGGAGGGCGGCGAGGGAGGCUGGGAGGCAACAACCAUGACCCUCAGUGACCUCCUCCUCCACGGCACCGACUCAGACCAGGAGUGCCAGAUCAUCUCCCCGCCCCCCCGCGACCCCGCCUCCACCAUCACCAUCCACGACACGGACUCGGAGAUGGAGGAACUGCCCGAGGAUGAGGAUGACGAGGAGGAGGAGGAGGAGGAUGAGGAUGGGGAGAGCGAGCAUGAGGAAGUGGGACAUGUUAACCUGACAGCAAAUGACGAGAGUGAGAUGGAGGAGGAAGAGGAGGAGGAGGAUGAUGAUGAGUUAGAGGACGAGGAAGUCAGUAAACAGCAACAGCAACAGAUAUCAGAGGACCAAGUCGCACCUCAAUCCCUGGCGAGCAGUAGUACCAACAGCAUCACCAUCAGCAGCACCAGCAUCGCCAAUAACGCCGACACCACCGCCACCAUCACCACCACCACCACCACCACAAACAACAACAUUACCGAGACCGUCGAAGUGGAAGGAAGCGUACUCGGCAAAAUCGAGGUGCCACCAACCCCUCCUUCCACGAGCGCUGCCGCGAAGCCCUCCCCUGCGGCACCCCCCCUUCCUCUCCUCCCCCAGAUCCCGGUGGAGGUUCCCAUGUGUGUGUUGGAGCCCCUGCCGGGAGGAAGCAGCAGGGAGAUGACAGGGCAGGUUCAGGAGCCCACCUUGAACCUCAUCGGAAGCCCCCCGCAGGCAUUGAUACAGAGGCCGGCGGGAGAGAUUGUACCUGUCCCCGGCCCCAGCUCACUGCUCCUCAAGGUUAAGGAGGAGCGCCCAUCCCCUGUCAGUGAGUGUGGGCUGUGCAUGCACCACCCACGCACACCCCACACCUCAGAAUGCGUGUUCCCCUACGGCCUGGCUCCCCCAUCCCCUGUGGCCCUCAUGCCUGGUCCACCACGCCCCCUGGGAGCCACCCCACCCCAGCGCCCCGUACCCCACAUCGCACCGCGGCCACCACUCGCUGUCUCACUCUACCAGCGCUCCAUCAAGCAGGAGGAACUGGAUGAGUCAUACCUCAAAUUUGAACACGUGAAGCGGCCGUCCUCAGAGGAGCGCCCCAAGAACCCUGCCCCCCCUGACGCCCUGCCCACCUUGCACCCCGCCACAGCCCCCGGCCUCCACCCGGCCCCCCACCCGCGGCCACUCAUCUUCUCCCCAGACAAUGAUUUACCCGACCCGCCGAGGCCGCCCCCCCCGCCCCCCCCACAGUUCAGCCCUCGCAUCAAGGUGGAGCGCCACACCCCCGUCCAGUUCAUGUGUUGCUGCAUGAGGAAUGAGUGUGAGAGGAACAGUUCGCACAGCGCUGAGAUGCGGCCGCCGUCACACCGCGCCGUGGCCACACCACAGCCCUCCGAGAGACGCCCCACACCGCACCUCUACAAGAUGGAGCCCCCGUCCCCCUGUGCUUCCCGCGCCAGGACGCCUCAUCCACCCCCUCCCUCACACCCCACGCACUUUGUCCCGCCAUUGGUCUCCCCGCGGUCAGCUGUCUCAGGGGUUGAAGCAAGAGUUGCCGGAGUUGAGGCGCGGGUGAGCAUCGGAGUCCAGACAGACCGUGAGGUGAGGCUCCCGUCACACUUUGACCCCACCGCCGGCAACAGGAGGCUGUACAUCCCCAACCUGAGCCUGGCGAGAACCGUCACCCCACUCGCCACCCCCGCCAAGGUGGACCAGAGCACCAGCACAGAUGACCUGCCCUGGGAGCCCUUCCAGGGUCAAGACCCACAGUCCCCACAGCCCCAUCAGCAACAACAACAGCAGCAACAGCAGCAGCAACAGCCGCAGCAGCAGCAGAGGAGCAAGAGCCGAGGGAAGGGUUGGUGGUGGCACCGGGCGGGCCGCCCCAGGAAUCAUGUAGCCCAGCUGGCUGCAAUAUCUAAUUCUAUAAAUAACUUUGAGUGGAGUGCUGAGGCAGGGACAGCACUGCAGCAGAUGGCAGUGCUGGGAGAGCAGGAGGGGGAGCUGCUGCGCCACGCUGAGCUGCUGGACCAGGAAGUGCACGACCUGCUCAGAGAGAGGCGACGGGUGACGGAGGAGUUGUCCCGCUUGCAGCAGUUGAGAGCAGGAAAGCUGAGGCAGCUGGUGCAGCAGGGUGGCUCUGGCCAGGAGGAGGCAGAGGGUCCUGGGCCCCGGGGACCAACAGGAGACUCACGGCCCCAGAGGGUGAGCCAGCAGGACUCAAGUUCUGACGGUGGGGAGCCCAUGGAGGGGGCCAACUCCAGCAUGCUGGACCCCGCAGAGAGCCUGUCCCAGCGCUAUGGUGGGGGAGGGCGCGGGGACGCCUGUGUUCAGUCCACCACAGACAACGCCUCGGUGGUGUCGUCCUCGCAGGAGAAGACUCCCAGGGUGCGUUCCUUCAGCUUCUCCCACACCUCCUCCAACGACUCCAGCAAUGAAUCUCAGUCAGUGAGGAGACAGCGUUGCACCUCCACCUGCCACUCCCCUGGACGGGGCCCCAAGUCCAGAGAGCCCCAGGAGGGCCACUACCAGGGGUCCAACAGUCCCAGGGGAGAGUACUACCAGGUGGGGAGUGUGGUGGGGCACCUGGGCCUUUGUCCUGCUGCCAACACUGACUCAGAGACAGACAAUGACACAGGGGCCCGGGGGGCACCCGUGGACAGCUCAGAGGCUAAGGCUACCGUGAUGGAGGGCCAGAACACCUCCAGAAACAGGGUGAGCUCCCUCUCCAGCUCAGCAGAGGGGGACACGGAGAGUGAGGCGCCGGCCGACCACGACGAGGACGUCAGGAUAUCCAGCCUGGCCCGCAAGAUGUCCCUGGACGAGGGUGAGGCCGUGGUGGACUCCUCACAGAGGCCGGACGACAACAAGGACAAUGACUCCACUCACCUGGAGGAACCUUCACAGACCAGUUCAGGAGCACAGCUAGGGGAUGCAGGCCCCAGCAAGCCCCAGGGGCUACAGAAGGUGGAAAAGAUGGGGGCUGUGAAGGAUGCAAGUGUGUGUCUCAAGUCUGGGGAGUCUGUGUCCUCCAUGACAGUUCUGUGCACUAAGUUGGAGCCCCAGGACAGUCCUCAGAGGCCUGCAACGCCCCCUCACGCCUCCACCCACCAGCCACACCCACCCUUGUAUUUUAAAUCUGAGGUGCAGGAUGUCCCGCAGACGACUGGUGCAGAGAACCUGAAGACGGAGGAGCAGGAGAGCGUCCCUCCAACAAGUGUGAAGUGCGAGGAUAAUAAUGAGAUGCUGCCUCUGGACGGCCACCUCCCCCUCGCCUCCACCUCACAGGCAGCCUCAGACGGACACGCCCUCAUCAACACUCCAAAAAAGACUUGCUUGCUCUCCUCCCCAUCAACCUCCUCCCCCAUGUCCUCCCCAGAGAGCCAGAAAUCCAGGAACACCUCGAGUGAACACUGCUACAGCCUCAGGUCACGAGGGCCACCACACCGCACCAGGCAGGCACUCCAGAGGCCCCCAAGCAGCAACCAGGAGGAGGAGAAGAAGAGGAUGGACAAACAAACAGAUGAUCACCAGCCAGGACACAGCCGGGAGAAGGAGGACGACCCCGGGGAUGACAUGGACUCGGAAGAUGGUGGCGAGGACAAGAAGAGGAAGCGGAAGAGGAAGUCCAAGCGUCACAGAUUUAAUAAGCGCAAGAAAAAGAAGCUGCACGAGAAGGUCGGCAAGCAGUCCCCCCGCACGGUGUCUGACGGCAGCAGCAAGGGGGCGGCCUCCCCUGCGCGGGACGAGGACACGGAUGAGACCAUGGAGAGCUCCGGGGAUGAGUUGGCCUUCGUGACGCCUCCUGCUCAUGGCUGUGCUGUUUUGGACAUGAAGGUGGUCGGCGGCUACCUCAUAACAGCCUCCAGUGACGGCACAGCUCGGUGCUAUGACCCAGCCUCCGGGCAGAUCAUGGCCACGUACGCCGACCACUCAGACCUCGUCACAUGCGUCGGGGUGGUGGGCCAGCCGAACUACGACCUGGAGACCAAGUUCCUGGUGGUGACGGGCUCGGCUGACAAGAGUGUGUGCGUCUUCAAUGGCAAGACUGGUGAGGUGCAGCAGAAGAGGGAGGUGGGCGAGGGGGUGCGCUGCAUGGACAUCCGUUGGGGCCAGCUCUUCCUGGGCACCGAGGGAGGCUUUGGGGCGCGCUGGAACUUCAAGGACAAGGGCGUGACGGAGAUGGUGCAGUUCUGCGGCAAGGCGGUGACCAGUCUGAAGGCCAUGACUGAGGGGGGGCGCCGUGUGCUGCUGGUGGCGGCCAAGACUACGCCACUCAUGAUAAGGGACGCCAUGACAGGGCUGUUCCUGCGCACGUUGGAGCACAUUCAGCUGACGGUGUACGCCACUGUGUCGUACGGUGGCCUGCUGUACAGUGGAGGCUCGGAGAAGAUCAUUGUUUACUACGACUUCACGUCUGGCAGCAGCCGUGGCCACCUGGAGAGUGAGGCCGACGUGUCCUGCCUCUCCAUCUACAAAGACUACCUGGUGGCCACCUGUUAUGAUGGGCAAGUCAGGAUAUUCUGCCUCAAGACUGGGAAGCUUCUGCACAGGCUGUCAUUGGAAACAACCAACAAGAUGUUCAUAUGCUCAGCAUUGUACAAGGACAGGCUGCUGGUGGGCAACAAGACAGGCGAGGUGGUGGAGUGCAGGAUGCCCCCGGAGCUGAGAGCUCUCCCCAACCCCUAGUGAGAGGAUGACCCCAAGCCGUGGGUGGCAGACAACCAUUUGGGUGACAAACAACUCAGGCAGGAUAAAAAUACUCGAUUCUUGGCCCUGUCUAACCGGGAUGCAGCAACGGGAGAUACACCUUGGCAGCGGUGGGGUGUUGUGAUAUACGUGAGGCAGUGGUGGUGCUGACCAGCCCUGCAGCGUGAAGUGAAGGGAUGGUCCGAGGGUUGGUGUCCCACUUACCCACUCUGACUAGAUACUAACUUCAUAAUAAAUCAUUAAGUUUCUCUCUCUGCGAGGAAUCGGUGCUCAGAAAUUUUAUCUUAGAUUAUUAGGUUGAAUGUAAAUUGCAUUAUUUUUAUUUUCCAUUUAAGAAAGUGGAAGAAGUAGGCGAUGGCUGGAGGCAGUGCAGCGGCGAUUGCAGUGUUAUAAACAAUAGAGGCAGUCCGUUCCGUCACGUAUCCCAUGUUUUCGUAACGUUAUCUGGCUCAAUCUUGCUCACUUUUUUGCGGAACCUGUGUGCUCCAAGUUCAAUGUCCAUCCAGUUGUCAGUAAACACUCCCAUGCUAGUUAGCCAGACCCUCAUGUUGCCACAGUCUGCUGAUGGUGGGAACCCCAGCACCACAAAGAACCUCUGGGCAGGGUGGGGUGUCCUCCCAGCCCUUCACUUGCACAUCUCAAAGAGUGAAGUGAAGAGUCGGCAGGGCUCCCCACUCUGGCCAGGAAUACAAAGCGCUGUGUUCUGCCAGACACGGCGAGGUUCUGUACUUUAUGUUUCAAGCCCCUGAUCUGUAGUACCUUUUCCCGUGUACUGGGCCGUGUCUCAUGUUGCACCUGUUAAAGACAAUGGUGAGUCUUUCAUAAAGAGUCAAUUCCAGUCAGCAUGUGGAAGACUGAAGAAGCUCCUCCCUGGACACAACUCACUACCAAAAGGUUUGAACUCGAGGAUUCAGCUUUUUUGUGAUUCUCCGUUAUUGUUUGCACCAAGUUGACGCGACGCCCGUGGUGUUGUGGCCCAUCAGGGCGACGACUGAUUUUGAUUCAUACUUGGAAUCCUUGUCCUAUGAUGUCUUUCAUAAGCAAAUUUGUAGAUCUCUGUUUUGUACACUAAUACUUUUUAGAUUUGUCACCUAGAACAGGAGAAAAUUAACAACAGAAUUACUUUUGUCAGGCAGGACCCAGUUACUGUGGCGUCCAUUACAUGUAAACCCUUCAUCCCGGUGCCCUCUCCUAACCCCUCCUCAUUUUUGCACCUGAAGCACAAACUCAUGUGAUAUGGCGGUGCACUCAAGAGACCCGGAAACGCUUGGGUGCACUUCCUGGUUCUCACAACAUUUCUGUUUGAUUGAUUUGCGUCACACCUCUGGCGGCCGUGACAACCCUGCCACUUGCCCACUCAAGUGCUGGCCUUCCUGAAGCUGCUGCUCGUCUCAGUGGGGCAGCAGCAGAGGCAGGCCGGGCUGUGGGAGGGAAAGGCUUGCUACUCUCAGCAUCUUUUGGCUUGGUGAGGAAAGCAAGGGCUCAGUUAGCCAUAUGUCAAGUGAUGGGCCAAGGAAAAAAAAGUAAUAAAUUAAUUUUUUAGGAAAAUAAGUGAAAAAAUACACCACUUGCAGGCACAGUAUCCAAUCUAGUCCAGACUAGAUUCCUUUAGAGGAGCCUCGGCGCCUUUGGUACUUGUCCAAAUAGCUGCCUGCGGUGCCCCAACACUGCUGUACCAUGGCAGCUGAGCCCCGCAGGAAGGCCCGGCCUGGCGAGUGCAGGGCAGCAUCACUUGAGGCUCAGAGCUUCCAGAGGUGCUUGUUGACAAUGAAUCUUGCAAUAUUAGAGUUACUGUUUUUAGUUUAGCAAGAGUAUUUUAUUUUGAAGAGAACUUUGCAUAGUUUCUAAGGAUGCUGAGGUGUCUCAUGGUAAUUAUGUAGUUUUCCUUAAUGGGGCGAGGAACGCUUGUGAGGCUGGUGCCCCCCCGGGUGCACCUCUCGGAGCUAGUCAGGUGAAUCAAGACAGUGGCCAUGCUCUUGUUUUAUCAUUAAUUUUCUUAAGUAUGAAAGUACAUUACUUAUUUUUUCAAGGGUUUAAGAGUAAUAAGUGUUUUUUGCUCAUACAGAUCUCAAAUGUAACAACUGUUGUGAAAUUUUAAUGUUUAUCACAUACUUGCUGUUUAUACAACAAAAAUUAAAAAUAUAUAUAUGGAAAAAG